GCGCAGCAUCACCAAUAUAUGAAUUUCGUCUUCAGCAUUCCAAACUCGGAGAAGAAACACAGUGGUGUCUGGUCGCUCAGAGCGGUUGUACAUCUCCCAACCUCAAAACCCGCGACGGGCCAUGGCCUCCUUCAACACCAUAACCCACCAGAGAUUCCUCUCCCUAACCAAACCCAAAUCCAAACCCACCUCUCCCAACCCGAAAUCCGUACCCAUCGUAAACUUCCACGGCUCCAAGCCAUCACAACACUCAGUCUUCUCGAGAAACAAACGGAAAGAUAGCUGGGCGUUGAAUUCCGUUGUGGAAGAAGAGUGCGAUGUUAUCCCCGUACAGAGCUCGGAUUCUACGGACCAGCAGGAAGGUGUGGUGGUGAGCCGGGUUGAAGGUGGAGGUGUGGAGGACGGCGAGUUGGUGAGUCAGGUGGGUGGGUUUGGAACGAGCGAAGGGAUGUUUUUGUUUGAAGGAGCAUUCGGGUCCGGGUCUGGGUCGGGUGUAGGAGACGAGAGGAGUGAGAAUGAGGAUAUGGUACGGCUUGUAGAUAGGAUGAUCAAUGCAACUAUUGUGCUUGCGGCGGGUACUUUUGCGGUCUCGAAGUUGCUCACCAUCGAUCGAGAUUACUGGCAUGGAUGGACCCUUUUUGAGAUACUAAGAUAUGCACCUCAGCACAACUGGAGUGCUUAUGAGGAAGCUCUUAAAACAAACCCAGUUUUAGCCAAAAUGGCAAUUAGUGGGGUGGUAUACUCUCUAGGGGAUUGGAUUGCACAGUGCUUUGAAGGAAAACCUCUCUUCGAGUUUGACCGUACAAGAAUGAUAAGAUCAGGUCUUGUUGGUUUUACCUUGCAUGGUUCCCUUUCUCACUACUAUUACCAGUUCUGCGAGGAGCUUGUUCCUUCCCAAGACUGGCGGGUCAUACCUGCCAAAGUAAUCUUUGACCAGACCGUGUGGGCGGCAGUUUGGAACAGCAUUUAUUAUACGGUUUUGGGAUUUUUGCGUCUUGAAUCCCCAGCCAGUAUUUUUAGUGCAUUGAAGGCGACCUUCUGGCCCAUGUUGACUGCAGGGUGGAAGCUUUGGCCUUUUGCUCAUCUUAUAACAUAUGGUGUGGUCCCAGUAGAACAAAGGGUUCUGUGGGUGGACUGUGUUGAUUUAAUUUGGGUGACUAUACUAUCAACUUUUUCCUUGCAUAUCCAAGAACACUUUUUCAUAUUCCCUGCAUCUUGCUUUGGCAAUCAUUUUUCCUGUCUUGGGCUUGGAUUGAUCUCUGACAAUUGGUCAACAUAUAUGUUUGCUAGUUAUUCAAAUGAGAAAUCAGAAGCAAGAAUUUCUGAGGCACCUGUGGAAGCAAUUUCCAGCUCCUCGAGCACAGGUCCCAAUGUGGAUUAAAAAGAAAUAGAUUCAAAACAGUUCCAAGAGAGGUAUACAGAAGAGGAGUUGCUUAAUUGGAAAGUUGAAGUGAGAUCUACUUCACCAGGGCCGUCAAUGGAAGAGAACACAUGACGAAGAGAACACAUGGUGAUCGGGAAUGCGGCUCCAUGGGCCACAGGAAGGUCUAUAGUAUACACUGCACAUACCUUGGAGACAUGCAUGUCUACUUCAGAUCACACAUCUUCUGCAUAUGCAUGUAUUGAGUAUAGAUGUUAAGAUAGUGUAACAAUUUAAGUGUAAAAAUGCAUGGCAUUCUGUUCCUGCAGAGGACCUUUAUAGGAAUAUAUUUUUCUGCUAUUUAUAAAAAUAACUGAUUUGGUGUUUUCAA
This is a messenger RNA of Ziziphus jujuba (common jujube), 1751 nucleotides long. RefSeq lists its product as uncharacterized. Lineage: Eukaryota; Viridiplantae; Streptophyta; Magnoliopsida; Rosales; Rhamnaceae. Gene Ontology annotation, cellular component: membrane; cytoplasm. The transcript has 7 exons. The coding region runs from base 122 to 1381 and encodes 419 amino acids. The record is from RefSeq and is a predicted model, not a curated record.